GUUUUCAGACUGGCCAGUGGUGUGAUAGAGUGAAAUGUUACAGUCAGUUACUGGAGCAUCUGACAGCCAGUGACUCUUUAACGCUGCGUUAAUCACCACAAGAGUCUCAUUUAAAAUAUUUUCAAAUUAUAUACUCAGAUCUCCAGGUUCAGUUUGAGUCUAAAAUCAGUAAAAUCUGGUUUCUUCCAGUCGGAGCAUCACUGACUGGGUUAUAAAAUGUCACAGUUUCUUUCUUUCAUAAAUUCUUCUGGGUUUUCCUCUGUUCUGUUUUUAGAAAAACAGUAACAGUGUGACCUGAAGGAGCUCCCAGAGGAAUUGAAUAAACUUUAAGCACAUGUUCACAUGGUUGGGGUGGGGGCAGUUCCUGGUGCCACAGUCAAUUAAGAUUUGGUUCAUGUCUGCACAACUAAUAAAUGACUGAACAAACCGUCAGCUGAAGCUCAGCGCUGCAGGAGGACGCAGCCUGUUCCUGCCUCUGCAGCAGAGAGGAAGUCAAACCAACAUCUGAUUCUUUUCUGCUGCACAGAGCAUGAAGAGCUACAUGGUGAAAUGGCUGCAGUAUCAACUUCCUUUUGUUUUUCACUAAAAUGUGGAGUAAAGAGUCUGCAGGAUGUUUGCUGUGUGGACAAACCAUCACCCAGAAAACAGAUGAGUGAUGCAAACUUCAAAACAAAAACAACAGAAAACAAAACAAUAAAAUAAAAUAAAACAGGAACCAAAACUAAAAUUCUGCAAAUAUCAAAAACAACAUAUGAAACGCAGCAAACUUGAUCCACAGAGCAGAAGUCCUCCAGACCACUAGGGGGAGUCGACAACCAAACCAAACAGGAUGUCAUGAUUUGAAAGCAGGUUCAGAAGAAGACUGGAGGAAGAAAGAAAAUGUGUUAUACUAAAGUCUUUUACAAUAUUAUAGAACAGCAGCAUAGUUACACAGGUAACUACUCAAGACUCCCCCUGGUGGUCUGGAGGAAUGAGGAGCAUCUUCCUGAUUCUGGAUGUUUCUCCCUCAGCAGGGAGGUCCUGUGCUGUGACUCAGGAGUUUUACCAGCCAGUAGCUGCUGGACUCGGUGACGUUCCCUUUGAUUUCCACAUGGAAACUGUUCGUUUGGGGAAGUUUGUUCCUGGCAACAACCUGGUUAAAAACACAGCAAGAAGGUAGAGCUGCAAUCUCCCAACAUCUUCCACAGACCUGCUGGUUUAAGGUGUGUGUUUGUGUAUGUGUGUUUGUUUGUGUGUUUGUGUGCGGCGGCUCUGAGCUUCGGUCAGCAGCAGGCUGAGAGUCACAUGAUCCACUGUCCAGUCACACAGUGAUUCUCCUGUCCACCUCCAAGCUGAGGAGGAUCUGGUGGAGGUGAAACCAUCAUGAUGUCUGAUCACAAAACACAAAACGCUGCUGAGCCACAGAAAGCUGAGCAGACGUGGCAUCAAUGACCUUUAACCUGGAAGAACAAAGGAGAAACAAAAAGUUGAGACAAUAAAACAGCCAAACAUCUGACUGGUGACCCUUGAAAUCUCCGUCAACCAGGACAGAAGCGGCUUCAUUGUUGACAUGUUGUUAUGGAGACAGUUUGUCUCAGUUUGUUGCAGCUCCUCGUGUUUCUCCUCCUGUGGACGUCAGUCUGCAGGCUGAGGGUCUGAAACCUUCCGUCUCCAUGAAGUUACAGUUCAGCUAAUGUCUGGAAAAAGAGCCGUUUAAAAACCUUCAGAAUAUAAAAUCAUAAAUCAGCUGGCACUGCAUGUUACCUAGCAACCCCAGCGAAGCCCAGCCUGUUGCCUAGCAAUGCAAGGAGAGCUCCAGCAGGUUUGGUCAGCUGGUUUUACUGCUGCACAAUGGCUGCUGGAAAAGAAAACAAUCCAGAAAUCACUUGCUGCAUUUUUAUUGGUUGUGCAGGAGGCUCCACUUCUGCUUUUCAAAGAAGUACGGUUGUGUAAUUACGCAUUUGUUUGCAGCCAUUUUCACAUGUCAGAGUAAACGUUGAGUUUGGGGCCAGCAGCAGGAUUUAAAGUGACAGGACGCCCUAAAACAGCUGAAAAUACAAAACUGAGACCAAAAUCUCAUCAUCUAAGAAAAAUGUAAUGAAGAUGUUUCAGAGCCCAGUGACCCAUCCUAACAUGUUCAUUAGCUUUAACACAGACCUGGAAUCACUGCAAGCAUUUCUCUAAGAAAGCAGGAAACCAUGGAGAGAGGAGGAGGAGGGAAAUGUCUGUGAGGAGGAAGGAGGAGGGAUGAAGAGGAAGAUAAGAAGCAGGGGGAGGAGAGGAGAGAGGCAUUGUGGGUCCAUCCAUCCUCCAUGCGGGACCCUGCAGCCGGAACCCCGGCCGUCUUUCUUUUGGUUUGAGGAAAAGCUCAACGUGUUUGGAGUGUUUCCAUUUCCCGGCAGCAGAUGAAGGAAGGACGUCUGUGUGCGGCGAGCAAAGCUCAGGGUUAGGAACUGAGCGCGGGGUGAUGAGAGGAAGAGGAGUUGCUCUGCAGCAUCACUCUUCCUCCUUAUUGUCUCCCCGCCUGCAGCAGCAGCGCAGUCCGGCUGCGUUAUGCCUGCGUCUGAGGGGAACCGCUGCUGCGCGGCCGGGCCGGGCUGAGGGGGGGCCGCGCUGACUGCAGGACAAUGACCCGGCUUGGUUUUCUGAGCAGCAAACCAGACAAACAUUUUGAGGAUUUAAAGGAACGGAGUUUAAAGAUGGGAUGACCGCUGUGUGGCGCUGAACCCGACCCAACAUGAACUCCUCCUCCAAUCCGAACCAGAGCGGCUCUCCUUUGUUCUGCCUGCUGGGAGCGGUGGGUUACUCCCACCGCCUGGACACCUGCCUGCUGGAGGCGGCCAUCAUCCUCUUCCUCGCUGUGCUCAUCAUCGCCGGGAACCUGCUGGUGAUCUUUGUCUUCCACUGCGCGCCGCUGCUGCACCACCACAGCACCGGACACUUCAUCCAGACCAUGGCGUGCGCCGACCUGCUGGUGGGCGUCAGCUGCCUGGUGCCGUCUCUGUCCCUGCUGCGCUGCCUCCCGGGCCUCAACCAGCAGCUCGCCUGCAAAGCCUUUGGCUACGCCGUUUCUGUGCUGAAGAGCGUCUCCAUGGCGUCGCUGGCGUGCAUCAGCGUGGACCGCUACGUCGCCAUCACCCGCCCGCUGUCCUACGCCACGCUGGUGACGCCGUGCCGGCUGCGGGCGUGCAUCGUCCUCAUCUGGGUUUACUCCGCCCUCGUCUUCCUGCCGUCCUUCCUGGGCUGGGGGAAGCCCGGUUACCAUGGCGACGUCUUUCAGUGGUGCGCCGAGUCGUGGCGGACCAACCCGACGUUCAGCACCUUCAUCGUGGCGCUGCUGUACGCGCCGGCGGCGCUCACCGUCUGCUUCACGUACGGGAGCAUCUUCCGGAUCUGCCGGCAGCACAUCCGGGAGAUCAGCCAGCGCCACGCCCGCUUCGGCGCGCAGGCCACGCCCACCGGGGGCGAGCGCUGCGACGGCUGCACGGACAAGCGCUACGCCAUGGUGCUGUUCCGCAUCACCAGCGUCUUCUACGUGCUCUGGAUGCCCUACAUCCUCUACUUCCUGCUGGAGAGCGCCGGGCUGUACCGCCACAAGGUGGCGUCGUUUCUCACCACGUGGCUGGCGAUCAGCAACAGCUUCUGCAACUGCCUCAUCUACAGCCUCUCCAACAGCGUCUUCCGAAGAGGCCUGGGCAGUCUGCUGCAGCCGCUGCUGCCUUCCUGCCUCGGCUGCGCAGACGGCAGGAAGGCUCCGCCCCCCGGCAGCCUGCGCACCGACACGCGGUGCCACGUCUGACGCUCUGCAGCCGCGGAUUGGCGGAGGUGUUUCAGAGCGACUGUUUGGCGUCUGCAGGACCGCAGAGAGGCGUCCGAGCUGAUGCCUGCUGGUCCUUCUGAGAUGAAGUGAAUGAAACUCAGUGGAGGAACAAAGUUUGACCCCAAACUGCAUGAAAAAGGUCAAUGUGUGAAUUCAGAGAAUCGAAUAAACACGUAAAAAGUGUAAAAAGACAUAAAAGGAAAGUAAAGUUCAACCUGCAGUCAGAUCCAGCAAAUGCAAAAAGCGAAACAGUUUAUUGCCUCAUUUUCAUCCAAAGAAAUUUGGAUAAUUAAUUUUUUUAUUUUUUAUGUUGGAUUUUUGAUAAACUUACUGUUUCAUUCUCCUAAUAUUUUAACCGUCUUCUGUUGAUAUUAAAGUUUAUUUUGGCAGUUUUUCAACUUUGUUGUCAUACGACUUUAUUUUUGUAAAAGAUAAUAAUUUUUUAGCCUGACUGUUAUAUUUUGUUAGUUAACCUGAAUUCAAAGUCCAAAUAAAUAGGAGCUGCAAAACACAACAAGAUGGCCGCCCUGAGAUCUGGAGACACCAGGAUUUCAUUGGUGGAAAAAAAUCCCUAUUUUCCAAAGCUGUGAUGAAGUGAUGGGAUGGACUGAUGGUUCCAGGGACGGAGGUGUGGAGGCCGAGGCGACUGCAGAUGUGGAGGAUCUGUGUGAAAAUCUCCUGAUCUGAUCUGAGCUCAGGAAGCUCAGCGGCUGAAGCUGAGUGUUUGUUCAGCCUGGAUUCAUGGAAAAUGUUGAUUUAUGAAUCAGCUCAGUUCUCUGACCUGCGGCGUUUUUCCACCUGCCGCCUGCUGAACGCCCAAUAAGGAGACAGACGGUUUAUUUAUUUCAUCAGCAGAUGAAUCUGAAUCUGAGGCGUUUCUGUUUGCUGCUGUUUGAAGCAGAAACUUCCUCCUGAUACAAUCCGAGGUUUUUUUUCUCUUUUUCAUAAUUCUCUCUUCUUAAAGGUUUGAUGUGUUUCUCUCUCAGCAUUAUGAAGAGUCUGACAGUAACUGUACCUUUAUAUUAAAACCAAUAUUUAAAACUAAACAUUUUAAAACAAAAAAUGAAAGAAUUAUUACUGUUGUGGCUAAUUUUAGAUUAUAUAUUGCUCUAAUUUUGACUAUUGUGGCUGUAAUAAUGUAUCUAACUAGUUAUUUUGCUACAAAAACAAAAAGUGUUGAAUCUUUAAUGUCAUUUGAUUCACUCAUAAAACUGACCUGAAACCAGUUUCUCAUAUUUUGAGGUUCCUGGAUUAACUUUGACUUCAGUUUCAGGUUUUCAGGUUAAAUUUAGAGUAAAAAACCAGCAGAUAAUUUAAAUAAUGAGGUUUUGAGCUGAUCCAGUUGAACUUUAGCAUCAUGAACAGCAGCUACGUUUACGUUUCUCUGUCGUCCUGCUGUUUCUAAACAGACCGAAGUCUCGAUCCGGCUCCAUUUUACCGCUCAGACUUUAACUCUGGCAGCUUCCUGUAACUUUUUACAACUUUAAAAUGUAAAACAAAAUAAAGAGAUGCUGCUUUUCCAGAAGAUCUGAGUUUUUACAACCAGAAAUAAAUGGAAGAGCCAAGAAAAAUGGAGAAACAUGAGUUUAUAACUAACAUUAUUAUUCUAGAAAUGCGUUUUUCAGAUUUGUACCAUAUAUUAUCACUUUAUUACAGCUUAAAUCACCUCAUAGCAAAACGUUUCACAUUGUAACAUUUAUAUUGUGUAAAGGUGAUAAUUGAUCCUGUUUUCCUCAAACGCGUCGCAUUAACAGAAGAUGCGUCUGUUUGACCUCCUGGAGGUCAACAUAUCUCAAUCUGGGGCUAAAUAGGAUAUUUACACUGUAAAAACCUGAUUUGUCUUUUUGUCAAAAAUAGUAUGAAUAUUGUAAUAAAAUAUUUCUUGUACUUUGAAGUUUAAUAGCAUGAGUGGCACCAAGAAACGAAACCGAACAGCAGAGUUUGAUUCUUCCACACAGGAAAACCAGUUUAGAUCCUUUAGCUCGGCGGCUAACAGUUUGUAGCAACAGGAGGGGGAGGGGCCGCAGCGUUCUUUCAUUCUUUUCAUCAAAUUCUAAUAUUUUAUCUGGGAUUUCUCUAAAUGGAAAUGAGAUUAAAAUCUUCACUUAUUAAAGCUUAGUACUGAAAUCUGACCCAUAAUUUAAUAAACCAUUUCAUUUUUGUGCCUGAAACGAUUUAAUAAAGCAGAAUUUCAUUAAAAUAUUUUAAACAUCAUCAGAUAAUCAUAAAGUCUGGUUUUAAAACCAUUAAACAUGAAAUUCUGAGUUUCUUCUUCUGAUUUUGAAGUUUUUGCUCAAAGACCAGAAGGAAAAAAAAACUGGGAAAUGAAAUAAAAUAAACUGAAAAGUGAAUGUGAAGGUUUUUAUUUAAGGAUUUUAUUAAAGGUUUUAAUUAAAGGUUUUUAUGAAAGGUUGUUAUUAAAGGUUUUAUUAAAGGUUUUUAUUAAAGGUUUUUAUUAAAGGUUUUCCAUCUUAUUGUGGGUUUUAUGUGAGAGAAAUUUAAUCCCAAACCACAAACUGUUUUAAAGUUGAAGCUUCAUCUAUUUUUAUUAAUCUGAGACACAUUUUGUAUUUUUGUGGAUUAACAGGAAGAGUUGAUUUAAAGAAACUUCUGUUUGUUUUUGUGAAUUUUCCAUAAAAAUCUUCCAGUUUUAUUGCAUUUAAAGAGCUUUGAAUGUUUAAACUUUAACUUUCCUCUCUGAGGUUUUCCUUCAACAAAGUCUCUGUAAAAACCUUCAGUUUGCAUGAACUGCGUCUCAUUUAUGAGAAAAAUGCCAAAAAGCAGAAAAAACUCAAACUAUUUUUAGUUUUGAUGAAUAAGCUAAAAUUAAAAAUGAUUUAAAUGAAGGAAAAUGUCUCCUGAAAAAUGAUGCUUCAGUAUUUUCUUGAUGAGCUCAAGCGGCAGGAAGGAACAACUAAUUACAUUUAUUUGUCGUUUUUACAGCAGCCGUUGUAACAGGACGUCUCCUUGUUGGAAGUGAACUGAAAUGACGCGUUUCAUGAUUUAUUGCUGCAGAAACAUUCAAGUUAAUUGGAUUCAGCCGUGGAAACUUGUUGAAAACAGAUUUCACUUCAGUUAUUGUUUUUGGCUCUGCAGUCGAUCGAAGGGAACGAAACCCGUUUCAGAAACUCAUGAAGUGUUUAGAAAAAUCUGAAAUUAUUUUAAAAUCACAUUUUGUAGAAAAUUUUAUGGAUGUGCAAUUUAAAAAAAAUUAAGAGCAUGAUUUAAUUAUUUCUAUUGUGAGAGAAACAGAAAAUGUAGUUUUGUUCCUCUGGGAUGAUAUUCUGAAUUAAAAAAAAAAAAUGUUGCAGGUUGUAGAUUAUUGUGUAAAAAGCUUCAGAACCACAGAAAUCAGUUUUCUCUUGUCUGCAGUUCAUUUCUUUCAGGCUGAUUCAGAAGUAAAAACAAGCAGAUAUGAAAAAAGAGAAAAUAGUUAAAAUUGUUUAGUUUCUAUGUUUCAUUAAAACUCAGCAGGUUUUUUAAAGUGUUGCAGCUUCAUCAGUAACGCUGCAACGUUUUAAAUGUUUUAUUUUAAUUUUAUUAAUGGUUUUUAUUCUGGGUUUAAUGAAAACUCUGAGUUUAUCUCACAGUUUACGUGUUGGACUGAUCAGUUCUGAUCUGUUCUGAUCUGAUCUGAUCGGUUCUGAUCGGUUCCGAUCUGUUCUGAUCUGUUCUGAUCUGAUAGGUUCUGAUCUGAUCAGUUUUGUUCUGUUUUGUGUUAUUUCCUGGUUUUUGUCUGAACCUAAAUUCUUGAUUCUGUUUUUUGAUGUUUUUCUCUGUCUGUUGAUUCAGUUUAAUUUAUUUAGUAUUUUUUCCAGUCAGAAAUAUUUCUGUUCACUGUCAAAAACACAAACAAUAACUUUUCAAAAGUUGCACUCAGAAUUUUCUGUAUGGCUAUUUGUCAAAAAUACAAAUUAAUUUAAUAUUUAAACUUCUUUUUAUUGCUCUAUUGCCGAAUAUUUAGUCAGCUUAUUUAUCUAUAUAUUCAGAAAACGGACAGAAUCCGUUAAUCUUCCUUCUGCUGUGAAAAUGAAUUAUUUAAAUGUAUCUGAUACAUUUUCAUUUGCUGUAGCAACACAGAUAAAAUGUACAGUUUUUACAAUCCUGUCAUCUUUUGGAGUUUGUGCAAUAAUCCACAGUUUAUAGCAGAUUAAUAAUCCAGACAAAGGGCUUUAAUCUCUGAGCUGUUUGGUUCUCAGCAUGAGGAGAACCAAACAGAAGUUUACUGUAAAUAUUGUGUGUGAUUAAAACUUGAUUGUUCUGUUUGUUGAUGUUUCUGGAUUCAUUUUAGGUAAUAAAAAAAUAAAAACCUUAAA
Messenger RNA from Xiphophorus couchianus (Monterrey platyfish), 8115 nucleotides. Its product is annotated as probable G-protein coupled receptor 21. The record is from RefSeq and is a predicted model, not a curated record. Lineage: Eukaryota; Metazoa; Chordata; Actinopteri; Cyprinodontiformes; Poeciliidae. The transcript has a single exon. Gene Ontology annotation, cellular component: membrane. Gene Ontology annotation, molecular function: G protein-coupled receptor activity. Gene Ontology annotation, biological process: G protein-coupled receptor signaling pathway. Bases 2717 to 3778 code for a protein of 353 amino acids.